ACAUUCCAAUUUCAUCAGAUGCAACCAAAAUACCCCGGGUGGCAAUUUCCUUGGCUCUCCGCUCUCCCUCCGCCUUCCUCUUCCGUGGCCGUUUCUUAAAGAACCCGCAAAUUGCACGCAAGAUUCCGGGCGGACAAGGCUCGAUCUUUAGCUUCCUUCUUUCUUGAAUCUUCUCUGCAAUUCCGACCCUUUUCCAGCCUUUUCGCCAGUCUUGAUCCCUUAUGAGGUGACCAGAACUGGAUUUGCUUAAUGGCAGACUUACCAGGGUAUAUGCGUGCCUGCUUGCAUUCAGGAAAACUUGCUUUAUUGGCAAUUUUGGUCUCUGGUGGAAUUGUGUUGCAAAUUUUGGCAUGUGCUUUAUACGAUAACUGGUGGCCGAUGCUAAGCUUACUCAUGUAUGUGCUCCUGCCUAUGCCACUGCUCUUCUUCGCUGGCUCUGAUGGCUCUGCUCUAUUUUCUGAAUCUGAAAGCGGAUGGGUAAACGCAACCAAGUUCCUAACCGGAGCUUCAGCAGUCGGAAGCAUUGCCAUACCUGUGAUCUUGAAGCACGCCGGCGUCAUUGGCUGGGGAGCUCUGGCUAUGGAGCUGUCGUCUUUCUUCGUGAUUGUGCUAGCUAUCAUGUGCUUCAUUCGAACGAGCAGUGAGGACGAAUACAGCAUACUGUGAGAUACAACAACGUAGGAGCAGCUACAAUGAGAGCCCCCUUAGACCAUUUGCAUCUUGUAUGACGGUGCACUUCGUCACCUCGGAUACCGUAUUUGUCUGUGUUGACGCAGGAGUCAUUAUUGCUUUGAGUGAUUGAUUCUUUUGCUUUGUCCAACGAGAGCUUUGUUGCGUGAUGACUUAUUAACCUCUUGUUGUACAGACACUGAUGAUGUUAAUGAAUUUGGGAAGAAAAACAAGGAAUACUCUUCUGUUUUCCAUGA
Molecule: messenger RNA, 926 nt
Organism: Eucalyptus grandis
Lineage: Eukaryota; Viridiplantae; Streptophyta; Magnoliopsida; Myrtales; Myrtaceae
Product: vacuolar protein sorting-associated protein 55 homolog
Exons: 5
Coding region: 250-666 (138 amino acids)
Biological process (GO): late endosome to vacuole transport via multivesicular body sorting pathway
Cellular component (GO): endosome
Source: RefSeq, a predicted model, not a curated record